AUGUUCAAAUUGGGAAUAUUGCUUGCCUGCUUGGUAUCGUCGGCUGUAUGCCCGCCGCCAAUGAGGCAACAAGCCGAAGCAGCACAAGCUCAAGAUUCAAACAGCAUUCAAGACACUCAGACAUCAACUCCUGGCAAUGAUAAUUCCCAACAAGCGCCACCGCAAACAGAUGAAGACAGAAAACCUAUUUACGAGUUUACGUACUCAAAAUACUUGGAGGAGGUCGUUCAAAUUUUGGAAAGCGAUCCCAAAUUCUAUGAACGAUUGCGCGGAAUGAAUGAAACCGACAUCAAGAAAGGAAAUAUUGCCGACCAUAUUGAUGAUCUUGAUUCAGCCGUGUUCGAUAAGCUUCAUAAAGCAAAAUUUGCGGAAAUUGAGAGGCUCCGGGAGCAAAUUGCAAAACAAAUUGAGGCUGACGGCGGAGCUCACAACGUAAAAAUGCCAGAGCAUUUAGAUGUGCAAAACUUCGAAAAAUUCCACAAAGAGGAUCUUAGAAAGCUUAUCCAGAAAACUGUUGCUGACAUGGAGGCUAUUGAUCAAGAAAGAAAGGAAAAAUUCAAACAAUAUAAGUUGCAAAAGAAGGCUGAAGAAGACCACAGAUUGGCUCAAAUGACACCGGAAGAGCGUGAGAAGGUUCGAAGAAAAGCCGAAGAAGCCAUGAAAAGGCAUAACCAACAUGAGAAUCUGAAGCACCCAGGAAGUCGCGAUCAGUUGGAGGAAGUUUGGGAAGAAAGUGACCACUUGGAAAAAGAUCAAUUCAAUCCAAGAACAUUCUUUGCUCUUCAUGACUUGAAUGGUGACGGAUAUUGGAACGACGCUGAACUUGAAGCGCUGUUUCAAAUCGAACUUGAAAAAAUGUACAAUGAAACUAAUCCUGAUGAUGAUCCAAAGGAAAGACUCGAAGAGAUGUAUCGAAUGCGUGAACACGUUUCAAAACAAAUGGAUACCAAUGGAGAUCGAUUGAUUUCCCUUCAAGAAUUCUUGGCUGACACUGAAGCCCAAACUCCAAAUAAAGACGAAGGAUGGAAAGAUCUCGGACAGGAGCAGAUUUACACUGAUGAGGAGCUACAAGCGUUUGAGAAAGAAUAUGCUGCUAAAAAUGGAUGGGGAGAGAACGCAUAUCUUGGAAAAGAGGUUGUGAUUCCACGUUCAGAUGAGCAACAUCCAGCACAAAACCAACAGCAACAAUAUCAACACCAACAACCACCCCAACAGCAGCAACAAGUUCCACCAGCCCAUCAACCUGUUCAUCCAGCUCAACAAGUUCAGCAACAACCGCCAGUGCAACAGCAAGCUCCCCCGCAACAACAACAACAACAACAACCACCGCAACAACCUCCACAGCAACAACCAGUUCAAAACGCGGUUCCCCAGAACAAUCUACCACCUGUACAUCAUGCUCCAAUUGAAGAUCACAAGAAGGAUUCCACUUAUGGAAUUUAA
Caenorhabditis bovis is the source of this 1443-nucleotide messenger RNA. NCBI's taxonomy places the organism in Eukaryota, Metazoa, Nematoda, Chromadorea, Rhabditida, Rhabditidae. The record is from the annotation of a GenBank genome assembly.